This is a messenger RNA of Vombatus ursinus (common wombat), 1022 nucleotides long. RefSeq names its product cytokine SCM-1 beta-like. Bases 196 to 552 code for a protein of 118 amino acids. The transcript has 3 exons. Gene Ontology annotation, molecular function: chemokine activity; CCR chemokine receptor binding. The record is from RefSeq and is a predicted model, not a curated record. Gene Ontology annotation, cellular component: extracellular region. NCBI's taxonomy places the organism in Eukaryota, Metazoa, Chordata, Mammalia, Diprotodontia, Vombatidae. Gene Ontology annotation, biological process: positive regulation of ERK1 and ERK2 cascade; chemokine-mediated signaling pathway; monocyte chemotaxis.
GGAGAAGGAAAAGAAACUUUUUUUUUAAAAGAGAAAUUAACAGAUGCUGCUAAGACUUUCCGAUAAACCUUCCUCCCACCUUGAAACUCCCUUUCAAGGCACAGGAAGUUAACUGACCAUUAUCAGGGCAUAAAAACUCAAAGAAGUCCUCACUCUUCAUUCUCUCCUCCAGACACCCUCAACUUAACAGCAGCCAUGAAACUCCUCUUAUCGAUUCUCUUCUGUUUCUGUGGCUUCACACUGUUCACUGUGGAAGGUGUGGGAAGUGAAGUCAUGAAAAGGAGUUUUUGUGUGAGCCUGACAAGCAAGCCCCUACCUGUUUAUUCAGUCAAGAGCUACCUCAUCGAAGAGGGCCCGAUGAGAGCAGUGAUUUUUGUCACCCGCAGAGGGAUUAAAAUCUGUGCUGAUCCUGACAUCAACUGGGCCAGAGGCAUCAUCAGAGCUGUGGACAGCAGACACAAAAGGAGAAAUAUGAUCCAGACUAAGCCAACGGGAUCACAGCUACCAACUGACAGGACCAUGACCAUGUCUGGGAAGCCAUCAUCCACCUAGGAGUGUGGUGGGAUGGAGACAGUGCUGUACUUGGAGUCAAGAAGAUCUGGGUUCAGAUUCUGCCUCAGACUUUUACUAGCUCUGUGACCUAACCUAGCAAGUGACCUAAUUAGUAAGUCACUUAACCUAUCUCAGUUUCCUCACUUGUAGAAUGGGGAUAAUAAUAGCUUUAAAAUCUAUUUCACAGGGCUGCUGUGAAGACCAAGAGAGAAUGUAUUUUGAGUGCUUUGUGUACCUAAAAGUACUGCAUAAAUCUCAAUCUCUAUCUCAAUAAAUUAUUGCUAGCACCUUGUCUCUCCUGCUGCCUUUCAAAGAAAACAAAGUGACUGUCCACAUGGACAGAUCAGAUUAUAUUCACCUUUCAGAAAGGGCUGUAUGGGCCAGAAGACACUCUGUACUUUCAUGUUUCAUGUUCAUUUUCUUUGUAUUCAUCUUAGAAUUGUGAUUAAAAUAUUUAUUAUUUUGAACAA